AGGUUCUCUUAUACCACGCAGAGCAGUUUAACUUUGAGUCUCAGCUGAUAUAUUUUCUGACUACAAUAAUGAAAGUGGUAAACUAUCGGCAGCGCGCAAUUACUAUCUUGCGUCACAAGUUGUUCAGGCUUGCGCAGGGAUUUGAAAGGGAUUGCCAUGUUUCGUAUAGGCAAUUCGUUACCAAUUUUUAUAAAGUGGAGGAGCUGGAGAAGCACAUCAAAUGGAUGGAGGGUUUCAACGAAUUUGCGCCCCAAAUGCGUAUAAAUCAUUCAACGAAUAUGAUUGAAUAUCGAAUCAACGGGACCUUAAUGACAACAAAUUUGCAACAGUAUGACAAUCUGAUUGAAUAUCUGAACUUGGAUUGUUUGGAAUUGCCGCGCAAGAAGGCACAAUACAUGCUGGAGAUGCUGAAUGUGGCUCGGAAUUUGCGCAAACAUCAUGUGAAUAGAGGUCGCGUCUCUGGCUUAACCAAUUUACUUGUGGAUAGUCUCCUCGAUUUGGAAGGGGCCAUUGAAAAAUUUCACUAUUUAGUGUGUGAUUUGAUGCCAUUGUAUCAUGAUCAUAGACGUUUUCUGACGUUUUAAGGACUAUCCGGAUGUAUGAUGUAUGAUGAAAUAAACUCGAUCCGAAAGGCUCAUCCAUUCA
Drosophila willistoni is the source of this 645-nucleotide messenger RNA. RefSeq lists its product as uncharacterized. The record is from RefSeq and is a predicted model, not a curated record. The transcript is spliced from 2 exons. Lineage: Eukaryota; Metazoa; Arthropoda; Insecta; Diptera; Drosophilidae. Bases 69 to 584 code for a protein of 171 amino acids.